AUGGCAGAAUAUGAGGCAUGUAUCUUCGGUAUCGAAGCAACAAUGUACUUAAGGAUCAAAAUACUUAAGGUAUACGGAGACUCAACUCUCGUCAUCAGUCAAGUUCGAGGAGACUGGGAAACCCGUGAUCGCAGGUUGAUUCCUUAUAGAGAGCACGUUAUGAAAUUGAUUCCCUACUUUGAUGAAAUCACUUUUCAUCAUAUCCCGAGGGAUGAGAAUCAAUUAGCAGAUGCUCUUGCUACUUUAGCAUCCAUGUUUAAGGUCAAGUGGAGGAAUGAAGGUCCUUCUAUCCAUAUUGAGCACCUGGAUGAGCCUGCAUACUAUUUGGCCACCGAGGAAGAAUAUGAUGGAGAGCCUUGGUUCCAUGACAUUAAGAUGUAUGUUAAGAAACAAGUAUAUCCUGAGAAUGCGUUUAUCACAGACAAGAAGGACUUCAGGAAGUUAUUAUCUAAGUUCUUCUUGAGUGGAGGUGUACUUUAUAAGGGGAGUUAUGAUUUGGUCUUGCUCAGAUGCAUGGAUAGACAUGAAGCAGAAAAAGUUAUAACAGAUGUGUAUGAAGGUUCCUUUGGAAAACAUUCUAGUGGGCAUUCAAUUUCUAAAAAGAUCCUCAGAGCGGGAUACUAUUGGAUGACUGUGGAAGUAGCCAUAGACCAUUUCACCAAAUGUGUGGAAGCUGCAUCAUAUGCUAACGUAACAAAACAGGUGGUUGCCCGCUUUUUGAAAAGAGAUAUCAUCUGCCGUUAUGGGAUUCCUAACAAAACCAUUACUGAUAAUGGUUCAAACCUCAAUAACAAGAUGAUGAAGGAACUGUGCAAAAACUUCAAAAUUGAACAUCAUAACUCCUCCCCAUACCGUCUGAAGAUGAACGGUGUUGUUGAGGUUGCAAACAAGAAUAUAAAGAAGAUUAUUCAAAAAAUGGUGAAGACAUACAAAUAUUGGCAUGAAAUGCUACCUUUUUCUUUGCAUGGUUAUCAUACCAUGGUGCGCACUUCGAUCGGGGCAACCCCUUUUUCAUUGGUAUAUGGUAUGGAGGCAGUACUUCCCAUUGAGAUGGAGAUCUCUUCUUUAAGGAUUCUGAUAGAUGUCGAGCUUGAUGAGGUUGAAUGA
Lathyrus oleraceus (garden pea) is the source of this 1107-nucleotide messenger RNA. RefSeq lists its product as uncharacterized. Gene Ontology annotation, molecular function: nucleic acid binding; RNA-DNA hybrid ribonuclease activity. Gene Ontology annotation, biological process: DNA integration. The record is from RefSeq and is a predicted model, not a curated record. The coding region runs from base 1 to 1107 and encodes 368 amino acids. The transcript has 2 exons. Lineage: Eukaryota; Viridiplantae; Streptophyta; Magnoliopsida; Fabales; Fabaceae.